AUGGCCGAGGAACGGCUCAAGAGGCGGAGAUUGCCCUCACGGCAUGCUUGCAUAGGGUGUCGAAAGAGGAAACAUCGAUGCGAUGGCGAGCGCCCUGAAUGUGGAAACUGUCGAAGCCGGUGGAUCACAUGUCUAUAUUCAUCCGAUGCAACGACCUCGAGCCCGUCGUCCCUAGGGGAGACCGGGGCUUUCUCGGCAUCCAAUAUUCACAAUCCACAACGUGGUGGCUCCGAGCCACGGCACACUCCGACCCUCAUGAAUAGACAGCAGAUUCAGCAACAACUGGUACAGCAACAACCGUCAUCGCUGUCCAUCUUAAACCCAAGCACUGAGACUAAUGGUUUGGACAUCCUUUGGAGCGCCUCAGCAGACCACUUGAGAGUCUCAGGUGAUUCUGUACAUCUGGCUGGCCCAUUGCCGCACCAAUCGAAUAACAUUCAACCGGGCGUGUCCGCAGAGCUACAAAACAGUGCUUCAAAUCCCUCGUCUCCAAGUGACUCUGGCGGGCCUGAUGGGUACUUUGGAGAUUCAUCAACAUUUGCCUUCGUAUCAAAGGUACAGCCUGAGUCUCAAAAUAACAAUGGAGUACAUCUGCAAAACAGCCGGUAUCAACCCACGGGGGGUAACGCCAACUGCAAAUUCAGAGAUAAAGAAACAGUUUAUGAACUUCCAGAGCGUCACUUGGCCGAUAGUUUAAUUGACGGAUACUUCGAUCGUGUCCAUCCGCUUUACCCAUUUGUUCAUGAAACUAGUUUUAGAGCUGAGUAUGAGAAGAUGUGGGCAAACUUGUCCGGAUCGAUCUUACGACCGUCGUGGUAUGCACUUCUCAAUCUGGUAUUUGCCUUGGGUUGCGAGUUCUGUGAUGCAAUUCCAGAGGGAAAGGUCAUGACUACCGUUUCACCUUUUGUGGCUCGGUCCCGAGACAUUAUCUUCUCCCACAUAUUUAAGAAAGGCAAUUUGGAACUGAUCCAAGCCCUACUUUUGAUGUGUCAUUAUCUGCAGGGUACUCUAGAGCUCAAUGAAUGCUGGAAUCUCGUUGGGUUGAUGAUUCGGACUGCCGUCACUAUUGGCCUUCACUUGAAUCCCGAUGGCUUCUCGCUCUCAACUGUAGAAAGGGAAGUCAGAAAAAGAGUUUGGUGGGGCUGCUUCAUUAUUGAUCGGACUUUGAGUAUGAAAUUUGGCCGGCCGCCGUCAAUUCAAGCAGCAGAUGUGUACGACGUACCGUUGCCAUUACCGGUAGAUGACCAAUAUAUUCACGACGACUCGUUGGCUCCUCGACAGCCUGCUUGCCGCCCGUCAGCAACGGCAUUCUUCAUUCACACCAUAAAAUUGUCCAAAGUAAUCGACAAUAUUCUGCGAGAUCUGUACACUACUAACAAGAGGGCGUCUCGACAAGCUGGUGUAGAUACCAUGUUACCUGAAAGCUCUAAUCAAUCUCAAUUUUUUGGCCACGCAGUUCUCUUAGAUGGCCAACUUCAGUCUUGGUGGGAAGAAGUACCGGCGCAUCUUCGUCCCGAAUCUGUGGUUGCAGAUGGACAGAUCUUCCAACGUCAACAAACUGUCAUGCAGGUUAGAUACCUGCAAAUACGCAUCCUUCUGCAACGGCAACUGCUCCUUAUAUUCAGCCGGCAACAAAUUGACGACCAUUUCCUCCGAGCUAUUGCCAUUGCGGGCUCUCAAACUUGCAUAUAUGCUGCUCGUCAGACCGUACAAAUUAUCUACGGUCAAUACCAUCGUCGAUUACUCAAUUCGUUAUGGUAUAACCUUCACUACAUCUUCACAUCAAUGGGAGUCCUACUACAUGUCCAGAUGAUGGAUAAAUCUAGAUUGGAAUUGUUGGGCCAGGAACUCGAACAAGAAACGCUCGAAUGCGGUAUGGAAUUCCUGAAAUCUGCCGGCAAUACAAGCAACUUAGCGGCUAAAUAUGUCACAAUGCUGCAAUGCGUUCGAAAUCAGACAAAACAAUGGUCGAAGGACAACGUGCAAAGCAACAGAAUGCAUGGAAACGGCUUUGGACUUGCUUCUCAACAGACGAGGAACCUCGAAGCAUCAAAAUCCCCAUUGACUUCCACAGCACAACCACAAUUUCAAGCACAUGGGCAACAAAAUUCCCAAGGAGAUAUUGAUCUAGAUGGCAUGAACUUUGACGACUUACUGUUCGGCACAGGAUUGCCGCAAGACGUCCUCUCAUUCAAUUAUCCUAACGGUGGAUUCUUACUAUGA
This is a messenger RNA of Amorphotheca resinae ATCC 22711, 2223 nucleotides long. RefSeq lists its product as hypothetical. Bases 1 to 2223 code for a protein of 740 amino acids. The transcript has 4 exons. Gene Ontology annotation, biological process: DNA-templated transcription; positive regulation of transcription from RNA polymerase II promoter by galactose. The record is from RefSeq and is a predicted model, not a curated record. Gene Ontology annotation, cellular component: nucleus. Gene Ontology annotation, molecular function: RNA polymerase II cis-regulatory region sequence-specific DNA binding; zinc ion binding; DNA-binding transcription factor activity, RNA polymerase II-specific. Lineage: Eukaryota; Fungi; Ascomycota; Leotiomycetes; Helotiales; Amorphothecaceae.